CCAGCACUAUAAACGCUAAUCGAGAAAUUGGAAACCGAGCCCCCCCAAAAUAGCUUUAGCACCGUUGACACAGUGGCCUUCUGCUGCUACCCCAAAAACCCUUAUUUUACUUUGUUUAUUUUACUUUGUACGCACAACAACAUUUAACAUCGACUCAAUAUAAAAAGACAACUACCUACUACGACAACUAACUACAACUACAACUGCAACUACAACGAACAAACACAAGAACUUUGAGCUUUGUAUUCAACUCGGACUUCUUUGCUAAAUCUUUUAAUAGCAAGACAUUCUUUGACUUCUAUCUAAAAACUUCAUUUUAAUUGUACAAUCUCUUCCUUUCUCUGUUCCAAUUGUGCUUGAGUAUAUCCAAUUCACGAGGACAGCUCGACAUUCACUAUCUUCAUUACCGACCUAUAGUUGAGAUCAGAAUCCCACUCGAUCCAGAUCUUCUUGACACUUGUUCCUGUCCUCUUCAAUUGUGGGGUAGAACGAGAAAUACUUGACACUUUUCUACACAUUCCAAAUCUCACAAACUAUCAAAAUGAAGGGUAGGCACUUCCGCAUCCGCAGACCUUCCUCCAAUGUAUCUCUAACAUAUUCAAAUAGCUCUCAUUCUUGUCGGUGGCUUUGGCACCCGUCUACGCCCACUCGUACGUUCCCCAUUGUCAUGAUACCAUAUUCGAAGUCUAUAUGGCGCCCUGCGCGCAAGCUACAGAGUUCCCCAAGACAUUCAUCGACUGACAAUGAUCCCUAGACUCUUACCCUCCCAAAACCUUUAGUCGAGUUCGGUAACAAGCGCAUGAUUUUACAUCAAGUUGAAGCUUUGGCAGAAGCUGGAGUAACAGAUAUUGUUUUGGCUGUAAACUAUCGCCCGGAGGUUAUGGAAAAGUAUUUGGCUGAGGUAUGAUUCACUACCACCAUAAAAAAAAAGAUGGGUUACACCGCAGAAGUUAAUGCAGGCAAUAUAGUACGAAGAAAGAUUCAACGUUAAAAUCACAUUUUCCAUCGAAUCCGAACCAUUAGGUACAGCCGGUCCUCUUAAACUCGCAGAAGAAAUUCUCGGCAAAGAUGACGCGCCUUUCUUCGUCCUUAACUCAGAUGUCAUCUGCGAAUACCCCUUCGCAGACUUGGCUGCUUUCCACAAGAAGCACGGUGAUGAAGGUACCAUCGUCGUAACUAAGGUUGAAGAACCAUCCAAAUAUGGUGUCGUUGUUCAUAAACCAAACCACCCAUCCAGAAUCGAUCGAUUCGUAGAGAAGCCAGUCGAGUUCGUCGGAAACCGCAUUAAUGCCGGUAUCUACAUUUUAAACCCAAGUGUCCUCAAGCGCAUCGACCUCCGCCCUACCUCCAUCGAACAAGAGACUUUCCCUGCUAUUUGCGCAGAUGGUCAAUUACACUCUUUCGACUUGGAAGGAUUCUGGAUGGAUGUUGGGCAACCCAAAGAUUUCCUCUCUGGAACCUGUCUCUACCUCUCUUCCCUUACCAAAAAGGGUUCCAAACUCCUUACUCCACCAAAUACCCCAUAUGUACACGGCGGUAAUGUCUUGAUCGACCCUUCCGCCAAAAUCGGCAAGAACUGUCGCAUUGGUCCCAACGUAACAAUUGGUCCUAAUGUUGUUGUCGGUGAUGGUGUUCGUUUACAACGUUGUGUCCUCCUCGAAGGCUCUAAAGUCAAGGAUCACGCUUGGGUUAAGAGCACCAUCGUUGGCUGGAACUCUACUAUCGGUAAAUGGGCACGUUUGGAGAAUGUUAGUGUAUUGGGUGAUGAUGUUACGAUCGGUGAUGAGAUUUACGUAAAUGGAGGAAGCAUUCUCCCACAUAAGAGCAUCAAGGCUAAUGUUGAUGUUCCGGCUAUUAUCAUGUAGAGGGAAUGAAUAGGUGGAAUAGCAAAUGUGGAGUGAAAUCAAAAUGGUUCACGGUGCUUUUUGGAUGAAAAACAAUGGACUGACGGAAGAGGGAAGGAAGGAAGGAGUAAAGUAAUUCAUGGAUGGACUUCAUUACCUGGCCGUUUUUUCGCCGUUUCUCUAUCUUAUCUUAUUCGCUUCGGGCUUUGGCUUUUGCUUUGGGGAUAAAAGGGUCACGCAUUACAUGUUUUUAUGGAUGCAUGCAUGCAUUUUCUUUUUCUUUUUUUCAAAGAAACUUUAGAGAUGAACAUCCUAUUUUCAUACUGUUUCGCUGGUGCUUCUUUAUUUUUUUUUUUCCUAAUGGGCUAUGGUGUAUGUGUUGGUUGGUAUUAUGUGCGUUUAUGUGUGUUAUUGUUUGUGUUUGUGUUUGUCUCUGUAUCGAUGGAUGCAUGCAUGCAUGCUGACUGGGUGAUUCAUACGAUACAAUAUACCUACCGUAAUAUGUAUGCAUGCAUGCAUUUGAAUGAUGUCUCCUC
Messenger RNA from Sclerotinia trifoliorum, 2380 nucleotides. The record is from the annotation of a GenBank genome assembly. NCBI's taxonomy places the organism in Eukaryota, Fungi, Ascomycota, Leotiomycetes, Helotiales, Sclerotiniaceae.